Molecule: messenger RNA, 2091 nt
Organism: Penicillium salamii
Lineage: Eukaryota; Fungi; Ascomycota; Eurotiomycetes; Eurotiales; Aspergillaceae
Source: the annotation of a GenBank genome assembly
AUGGCCGGAAUUGUCAACGGACCUCUGUCCGUCUUCCGCAAAUCAGACUCCCCCAAGCCGCUUCAUGCUCGCUGGGGCGAUGUCUCCAUUUCCGUUCCCACAGAUGGUUCCUGGAAUCAAUACGACAACCCACAUCGACCAGUGAAAGAACGUUCUUCCUAUGGGCCAGGCUAUGUGCCCGAUACAUCUCCACAAGACCGGACGCCCCGUCCGUUCAAGGAAGAGGCAGACGAUGAUGAUGCCAGUGUAUGCAGUACAUCAUCUACAGCAUCACGUCGCAGCUCUCUGUCUCUCUCGGGCUUGAAGUCAAGUCGGCUCUCAGUACGCCUCGCCUCGCGCCCGAGGGCCCAAAGUGAUUACCGAACAGACAAAGACGCCCGGCACUCCAGUCAAAGCCGGAACGAUUUUUCUUAUCGACCAAUUCACCAAGACUACACAUCCGAAGUUACCGAGAAACCAAAACAACCCAGUAACCGAUUCAAAUAUAUCCCGACAAGUGGCCGCUACCUACAAGACUCCGGCGCACUCCCCCCUCGCAGCCAGUCUGUUAGCUCCCAUCGCAGCCAUUCAUACCGAGACUCAUACGCCGAGUCCGUUGAUGAAGACCACUUCGAUCGUUAUGGCUCAAGCUCCCGGUUCAGUACCCACGAAGACAACCGUCGCAGUUUCCGCGAUAGCAUCGGAGAUGUCUCAGAUGGAUCGCGGCGAAACUAUGGUUUGCCUCCGCGUCGGAGAACCUCGCCUUUUGUUCCGGCUGAUCGAAAUAGAGCUUCUACUUUGAAGCCGGUCACUAUGGCUAUGGUUCCUGAUCCUGAUGAGCUUUAUGAUGAACAAUGGCGGACGCAGUGGUUCAACUUCGGUGCGGUGUUAAGAACGACUCGUGGGGAAAGAAAGGCAAGGAAUCUGUCGUGGCGCAGCUCUGGUCUAAAUCUCCAAGAAACGAGCCAAUCGAUGAAUCCAAACACUACUCAGAGGUGGGAUGCCAGUAUCUCAAUUUUGAACAAUAUUGACUUUCAACAGAUGUGGCUGGGCACCUACCCUUCAAACCCAUCCUACCUGCUCUCUACUGGUGAACAUCUCGGGGAGUAUCUCGAGAAGAACCCUCACUUAGUCGGCAAAUCGGUGCACGAUCGGUGGGGACCAGAGAUCCCUUUCUUACCCAAGAUCCUAUCCUUCAGCAAGGCCCUACCUCUCCAAAUCCACCCAGACCUCAAACUCGCCGCGCAACUGCACAAAGAAGACCCGAAAAAGUAUCGCGACACCAUGCACAAGCCCGAAAUCGCGAUCGCAUUGUCCAAAUUCGAGCUCUUCGCCGGCUGGAAACCACUAGACCACAUCGAAACAUUGUUCAGACUAAACCAUCUGGCAAAAUACAUGCCCCAAGCGAGCGAGUUCAACGACGAGGCCUUGCGCCAAGUCUGCAAGGCUCUACUAAAUGCACCUCCAAAAGAAGUAGUUCAAACAACCAAAGACCUCCAAGCAAUCCCAGAGUCACACUUCGGAGCCCACUCCUACAUUCCAAGUCUCCUGGGCCGCCUCGCAAAGCAAUAUGGCGAAGACGACAACGGGAACCUCGUCGCCGCCCUGCUGAUGAACUACCUGACACUCGGACCUGGCGACUCAGUCUUCGUCCCAGCAGAUAGCAUCCACGCGUACUUGGAGGGAGAUAUUGUGGAAUGCAUGGCGCGGUCAGACAAUGUCAUCAACACGGGAUUCUGUCCCGCGGCCGACCGUGACAGUGUCGAGUUAUUUGGCGAGGCAUUGAGUUUCACGCCGCAUAAAGCGGAUGAUGCGCUUCUUCCGCGAAGGAAGAGUGAUAAAGGUAUGAAAGGGAAGACGGAUGUUUAUGCGCCUCCUAUCAGUGAGUUUGCGGUGCUAUGUACCACUCUUGGCAAGGGGGAGGAGGAGACUCAUAAGGCUAUCUUGGGCCCCAGCCUGAUGAUUGUGACGAAGGGAUCUGGACAAAUGAAGAUCCCUGGUAAUCAGACUGUCGAGCUGAGUGAGGGGUGGGUGUUCUUUGUCGGGCAGGGUGUUGCCUUGGACUUUGCCACAGACAAGGGCAUGGCUGUUUAUCGGGCUUAUGCGGAGUGA